UUGCUUGAUUUAUUUCGUUUGGAUAUAUUUGUGAUUUUUAUGUGAUGGCGUUUCACGGUGUGCGGUUUUUGAAAAGGCAAUGAUUUAAGUAGAAUAGACGCCUAAUAAUAAGUUUGACCUCCCAUCUGCUGAGGACAUGUGGGCAACAGAAACUCCUGAUGGAAACUUCAGAGGUUUCAAUGUUUUCACGAACAUUAAAGUGAAAAAUUGACGAAAUCACAGAAAAAAAGCACCAGAAAGACCAACAAGAUGUCGGCAUUCCGUUCAACCCUAGCGCUGAGGACAGCUGGCCUAUGUCUCAGACAACAACCUGCCACAAGAACUUUAUCUACAUGUUUCCUAGGAUUUCCACAUGUGAAGAAAUUAGAAGAUUCCAUGGAAAAAUCUGGUGCCAUCUUAAGGAGAACACCUUGUAGUUGUAGCUCAUCGCUUAGACUACUUGGCUAUGGAUACUCACUUGGGUCUUACAGAAGUCAUUUUCCAAGAAUACACUGUGCAAGGGGAUAUGCUAAAAAGGCUAGGGCUGAACGUGUUCCGGUUCGCUCAGCUGAUAAGAAGGUUCGUAAGCAGCAGGUGCCGACCAGAAGUCACAUGACUGUCAGGGAGCUGGCACGGGCCAUGGGGAAAACUGAAGAUCACGUCUAUGAGUGUCUGUUGGACAGAGAUGACAUAAAUGACCUGCAGUCCAGAACAGUUCUUGAUGCAGCAACCAUCAGGCAGGUUGUGAAGAUGUCAGGGAUGGUGGCAGUACCGAUGAAGGAACAUGAGGAAAAGAAGAAAGAGAUCAAGGAUGCAGUUAGAAGACCUCCACCUGACCCCUCCGUACUGGUCAGACGUCCACCCGUAGUGACCAUCAUGGGUCACGUUGACCACGGCAAGACCACCCUACUGGACAGCCUGAGGAAGUCUCACAUAGUAGCCGGCGAGGCUGGAGGCAUCACACAACAUAUAGGGGCCUUUUCAGUUAAGCUGCCCACAGCAGAGAGAAUCACAUUCCUGGACACCCCCGGACACGCUGCCUUCUCGGCGCUUCGAGCACGCGGCGCCCUCGUGACGGACAUUGUGGUCCUGGUGGUUGCCGCUGACGACGGGGUCAUGGAACAGACUCUGGAGUCAAUCAAACAUGCCCAGGCCGCUGAUGUUCCUAUCAUUGUUGCCAUCAACAAGUGUGACAAGAAGAAUUCCGACCCUGAGGUUGUCAUGAGAGAAUUACUAAGCCAUGGGAUGGAGUUAGAGGAGUUUGGUGGGGACAUACAAUCAGUCAAUAUUUCUGCUCUUAAGGGGGAAGGCUUGACUGAGCUGGCAGAGGCCAUAGUGACCCAGGCAGAGGUCAUGGAGGUCAAAGGUGACAACACCGGCCCUGUGGAGGCCACCGUCAUCGAGUCUCGGACAGACAAGGGCAAAGGGUAUGUAUGGGGGAAUCCAGUCAACCAGAAAUGCUGCCAGUUGGCCUGCAGAGAUGUGUUUGGCUCCAUAGAGGCCAUCAUGGACACCCUGGCCUCCUAUGACUGUGAGGAAGACUGCAAGUUGAAGGACCUCCCUUCUGCAGGAGACCUCAUACUGGAGGUGGAAACAGAGUCCCGUGCUCAUGAGGUUGUCAGCUUGAGACUGGAGCAGAAGAAGGAACAGAAGCUGGCAGAUGACCAGGUGGAGAUUGACAGGAAGACAAAGGAACAUCUGGAGCACUACCAGGCCGUACGGGAGGCCACCAAGGACCUGAGGAGAUGGCAGCAGAAGAAGGUGAAGUACGAGGAGUUCAAACCCACACCAGGGAGUGAGAAGGUCAGGAGCACGGAGCCUGAGCUGAACAUUGUCAUCAGAGGAGAUGUGUUUGGCUCCAUAGAGGCCAUCAUGGACACCCUGGCCUCCUAUGACUGUGAGGAAGACUGCAAGUUGAAGGUCAUUCACGCUGAUGUCGGAGCCAUCACUGAGUCUGAUAUAGAAAUGGCUGCAGCCUUUGAUGGUUUGGUGUAUGGCUUCAACUCCACGGUACCUAAAGAUGUGGCUAAGCUGGCUGAACAGAAAAAUGUUCCUGUGAAGAUACACAAGAUCAUUUACAGACUGUUUGAAGACCUGAAGGAAGAACUGUCUGCCAAACUACCCACCAAGGAGGAACUGGACAUCAAAGGUUCAGCCCACGUACUCCAGGUGUUUGAGGUGACCGUGGGGAAGAAAAAAGUCCCAGUGGCGGGGUGCAGGGUGACACAGGGUGAGAUGGACAAGAGGAGGGAUGCACUACUGGUCAGGAAUGGCGAAGUCAUAUUCAGAGGCCCUGUCUCCUCCCUGAAGCACCUGAAGGAUGAUGUUUGGACAGUGAGACAGGAGAUGGAGUGUGGGAUAGCUCUGCACAAGUGUCCGGACAUCAGGCAUGGAGACGUCAUACAGAGCUUUGAGGUCAACGAGGUUCCUCAAACAAUAGACUGGAACCCAGGAUUUUAGGUUAGAUGUUCAUGGAACAUCUACCACGUGUAUCAUUAAUAUUUCAAUAAUUAUCUUCUGGUGCAAGGGAAGCAAAGAUUAUGAAUCAGUCAAUAUCAUAACUGCUAUAGGUACAUAUUACAGCAACUUGAAGCUGGACAAUAAAGGCAUUCUUUC
Messenger RNA from Branchiostoma belcheri (Belcher's lancelet), 2595 nucleotides. RefSeq names its product translation initiation factor IF-2, mitochondrial-like. The transcript has 18 exons. Bases 250 to 2439 code for a protein of 729 amino acids. NCBI's taxonomy places the organism in Eukaryota, Metazoa, Chordata, Leptocardii, Amphioxiformes, Branchiostomatidae. The record is from RefSeq and is a predicted model, not a curated record. Gene Ontology annotation, molecular function: GTPase activity; GTP binding.